AUGGCGAAAGCUAAGCUCGCUACUUGGUUCCUCGCCAUAGCUCUUCUCGCAGCAGUCACCGUUGCGGAAAAGUAUCCUCUAUGUCCGUUCACUGGCCUCCCUCCGACAAAACCAAAAGUCAAAGCCUCUCGGUGCCUCGACGCCGCUGAAAUGUCAUGCUGUAAAGACUGCUCCGAUAGACGAUACGCGCUCGCCGAAGUCAGCGCGAACGUUACAACGCUCAUCUCUACAGUAGAUCCUCGCCUUACGAAGCUCCUUGCCAACAAAGACAUCCAGCUGUGCGCGUCGUUCGUCAACUUCAGGGAGUGCCAGGACCUUCUCGAGCAGAUGAUAUGCGCCACGGGCUGCAACCCAGAUUCGGGAAAAUACUUGGAGCUCCCGCGCGGGAAAGUCGGCGUUAUGCGCGUUUGCGCAUCUUUUGCGGACAAGGUGUACGAGAAAUGCAAGGACCUGCCGCUACCUGGGUUUCAAGGCGCCAUCUCUCAAUACUUCAACUCGGGAGAGACCCUUAUGACGACGCUGUUUGGGAGGGUCGGCCAAGCCUUUGAUGCUAUCAAUUACACAGUGGAGGUCACUCCGGUUCUUGAAGGCACCGACAAGUGCUACAACGGCCCGACAAAAAUCCCCGACACCAACGUGUGCUGCGACUCACUCCCCGCCACAGCCGAGUGCCCCGUUUCAAAGCUCAAUGUUACCAUGCACCCCGAAUACAAGCCGUUCAUCGGCCGAACCAUAGCAGACCCCUCCUGCCCGGCAGCACCGAGCGGAGCAGGUGGUUCCACUAAUGGCUCUGCCAGUGGUUCUGCUAGUGGCUCUGCUACUUCCUCUGGUACAGGCUCGUCGUCGCCUCCUCCCCCCAAGGAGGCUGGACGGCUGGUGCUGGCUUCCAGGGGGGUGUUUAGUGUGUUUGCGCUGGCAGCAGCAGCUGGCCUCGCGCUUUUCUAA
This is a messenger RNA of Closterium sp. Yama58-4, 945 nucleotides long. The record is from the annotation of a GenBank genome assembly. Lineage: Eukaryota; Viridiplantae; Streptophyta; Zygnematophyceae; Desmidiales; Closteriaceae.